AUGGUGUGUAAUGAAAGUAAUAAAUUAAUUGGGUGUAUUUUUCAGCAUUUACCGUUGAUACAAUGUAGUACAAUAGUGCGCUGUCGUGCGUGUCGCACUUAUAUAAAUCCUUAUUUCCCGAAGAAUUCCAAUUUGAUCCAGUAUCAAAAUCAUUUGGCGAUCCGACAAGAAGACCAGAACGAAGAAUUAUCAAAAUUACCGGGUGACAGUCGUAUGCAAGUUGGAUUUCUGGCUAUUGAUUCAGCUGUACAUUUCUUCAGCAUGCCUGACAAUGUAUCUCAGCCGCAUGAAUUGAUAAUGCUUGACGUUGAUGAUGUUUUCUUACCGUGUCCAGACAAUUUAAUUGUUAAUUUAAAAGAACGGGAAGAAUUAGUGCGUGAUUUAUUAACUCAAUUGCCCACUAAAUUUACUGGAACACUUGAUAAUAAUAAUGCCUUAGGUGCUGGAUUACAAGUUGCUUAUAAAUUGAUGUCUGCUAGUGGUGGACGCGUAAGUGUAUUCCAAACAUGCUUACCAAAUGUUGGACCAGGUUCAUUACAAGCACGAGAAGAUCCAAACGCACGUGCAAACAAGGAUGUACCUUACUUGAAUCCAGCGACUGAUUUCUACAAACGUCUUGCGCUAGAUUGCAGCGCUCAGCAGAUAGCUGUCGAUUUGUUUUUACUCAAUGCUGGCAUAUGUAAGUUUUCUGGUGGUUGCAUAUACCAUUUGCCACUAUUCCGUAACAAUAAACCGCAGUGCAAAGAAACUCUCGAACGUAUGUUGCGUCGUUAUUUAACUCGAAAAAUAGGAUUUGAAGCUGUCAUGAGAAUACGCUGCACACGUGGAUUAAGUAUUCAUACUUUCCAUGGUAAUUUCUUCGUUAGAUCAACAGAUUUAUUGAGUUUGCCAAACGUUAAUCCAGACGCAGGCUUCGGUAUGCAAGUCGCUAUCGAAGAAAAUUUAUGUGAUGUACAGACUGUAUGUUUCCAAGCUGCUUUACUUUAUACAUCCAGCAAAGGUGAAAGACGCAUCAGAGUGCAUACACUGUGUUUGCCAGUUUCAGCAGAUCUGACAGAUAUUUUAUCACAGCAGACUUCAUUAUCCGACGCACGUGAUGCAUUAAUAAAUGUUGCCAUAGACGCGUUGUCGGCAUAUAAAGUAGCACAGCCAUCAAGUACUGGUGGUUUAAUGGCACCACUUAAUUUAAAACUAUUACCUCUUUACAUCGUAGCCUUAAUGAAAAGCGUUGCCUUCAGAACCGGCACAAGUACUCGAUUAGACGAUCGUAUGUUUGCAAUGUGCCAAAUGAAGUCGUUACCACUGUCACAGUUGAUGUUGAUGGUUUAUCCAGACUUAUAUCCGAUUCAUAACUUAGAUGAUCAAAAUGGAAAAGAGAUUGAUGGCAGAUUGUGCCCUCAACCCCAGCGCUUACAUUUAACCGCUGAGAAACUUGAUUUCCGCGGUGCAUUUUUAUUAGAUGCUGGUGAUAAAAUUUAUAUUUAUAUCGGGAAAAAUAUUGAUUCACUCUUUUGUACUAAUGUAUUGGGUGUAUCCUGUUACUCAGCCAUUCCUGAAGAAAUGUACGAUUUACCAGAAUUAAACACUGUGGAAAAUGAACGGCUAAGGUUAUUCUUAUUCAGUUUACAAGAAGAAAAACCAUAUUAUGCAACUGUACAAAUAAUACGGUUCGAACGAUUUGGACUAUAUUAA
This is a messenger RNA of Cotesia congregata, 1692 nucleotides long. NCBI's taxonomy places the organism in Eukaryota, Metazoa, Arthropoda, Insecta, Hymenoptera, Braconidae. The record is from the annotation of a GenBank genome assembly.